AUGGACUUCUCCAUUCUGCCAAACAACAACCAUCCCAAUAAAUUCCUGCAACUGGAGGUGAAGUCUUUAGUGAAAAAUUCUGCCUUUCUACAAGCCAGCCUGGCAAAAUUCCCAGAAGCAGCUUUACCUGGAGUACAGCAGUGGCACAACAGGGUCUAUUUACAGAGAGAAAAGAGAACUUUCCCUGAGCUGCCAGGCUUAGACUUGAAUGGGUUCAGUCCAGAAAUAGUAGACAAAGCCCUUGGGAAACACAUUACACUCAUCACCCUGAAAUCCACAGUCAAAAGCAACCCUUUAUAUAGUGAUACCCAGGUGAAUGAUGACUGGGAGGAGAAAAAAAAGACCCCUUCCUGGACUGUGCAAGACUAUGACAGACAGUCACUGCACUCUAACUUGGCCAGCUGCAUAAAGGAAAAUCCUAAUGAUCUACAGUUCUGGAUGGGGGAUAUUUAUACUCCUGGGUAUGACACCUUGUUAAAAAAGAAAGAGAGAGAAAAAAAGCAUUCCAAAUGUUGCCGAAUCACCCUGCUCAUGGUACUAGUUGUUUGCAUCCUGAUUACCAUAGUCACGCUCACAGUUUUAUUUACUUAG
Messenger RNA from Apus apus (common swift), 591 nucleotides. RefSeq names its product membrane integral NOTCH2 associated receptor 2 (gene MINAR2). The coding region runs from base 1 to 591 and encodes 196 amino acids. NCBI's taxonomy places the organism in Eukaryota, Metazoa, Chordata, Aves, Apodiformes, Apodidae. The transcript is spliced from 3 exons. The record is from RefSeq and is a predicted model, not a curated record.